Molecule: messenger RNA, 6649 nt
Organism: Nannospalax galili (Upper Galilee mountains blind mole rat)
Lineage: Eukaryota; Metazoa; Chordata; Mammalia; Rodentia; Spalacidae
Gene: Heatr5b
Product: HEAT repeat containing 5B
Exons: 35
Coding region: 1-6213 (2070 amino acids)
Biological process (GO): retrograde transport, endosome to Golgi; intracellular protein localization; endocytosis
Cellular component (GO): endocytic vesicle; Golgi apparatus; membrane
Source: RefSeq, a predicted model, not a curated record
AUGGAGUUAGCCCACAGCUUAUUACUAAAUGAAGACGCGUUGGCUCAAAUCACUGAAGCAAAGAGACCAGUGUUUAUCUUUGAAUGGUUGAGAUUUCUUGAUAAAGUUUUAGUUGCUGCCAACAAGACUGAUGUAAAAGAAAAACAGAAAAAACUCGUUGAACAAUUAACUGGAUUAAUAAGCAGCUCACCUGGACCACCUACUAGAAAAUUAUUAGCUAAAAAUCUUGCAGCUCUUUAUAGCAUUGGGGAUACUUACACAGUUUUUCAAACACUAGAUAAGUGUAAUGAAAUUAUCAAAAGUAAAGAUGACACUGCAGUCUACUUACCAACAAAAUUGGCAGCUGUGGCUUGUGUUGGAGCAUUUUAUGAGAAGAUGGGGAGGAUGUUAGGCAGUACAUUUCCAGAAACAGUAAAUAAUCUUUUAAAAUCUCUGAAAAGUGCAGAGUCUCAAGGGCGAAGCGAAAUCUUAAUGAGUUUGCAGAGAGUUCUAAAUGGACUGGGUGGUGCAGCAGCUUCCUGUCAUCGUGACAUUUACAAGAAUGCUAGGUCCCUCUUAACCGACAGAUCAAUGGCUGUUCGAUGUGCAGUGGCCAAGUGUCUCUUGGAACUACAAAAUGAAGCAGUAUUCAUGUGGACCGCUGAACUGGAAAAUAUAGCCACUCUCUGCUUUAAGGCUUUAGAAAACUCAAAUUAUGGGGUGCGAGUGGCAGUGUCUAAACUUUUAGGAACAGUCAUGGCUACAGCAUUGAUGCCAAAACAGGCGACAGUCAUGCGUCAGAAUGUGAAGCGAGCAACAUUUGAUGAAGUCUUAGAACUCAUGGCCACAGGAUUUUUGCGUGGAGGGUCAGGUUUCUUGAAGAGUGGUGGAGAAAUGUUAAAAGUUGGAGGCUCUGUUAAUCGUGAAGUUAGAGUUGGAGUGACACAGGCAUAUGUUGUUUUUGUAACAACAUUGGGUGGGCAGUGGCUAGAGCGUAGCUUUGCCACAUUCUUGUCCCAUGUACUUGACCUGGUUUCCCAUCCUCGGGCAACACAAACACAUGUGGAGGCCGUGUACUCAAGGCGCUGUGUCUCUUUCAUCCUGAGAGCCACCGUGGGCAGUUUGUUGGGUGAGAAAGCCCAGAUAGCUGCUGCCAAGGAGAUCUGCCAGGCUAUUGGGAAACAGAUGAAAACAGUGGAAGCAGUAGUGAAUGAUACAAAUAGUGAAAACAAGUCAGGAGCAGCAGACAUUGCAGCGAGCCAGCACGUCAUGGUCUGUGCCCUCCAGGAACUCGGAAGCCUGGUGCAGAGCCUGAAUGCCACCGCCUCUCCCCUUAUUCAGGAGGCAUCCGUAGGACUUUUGGAGAUUGUGACUUCUGUGCUUCUUCACCCAAGCAUGGCUGCUCGGCUUGCUGCUGCAUGGUGUCUGCGCUGUGUGGCUGUGGCCUUGCCUUUCCAGUUGACCCCAUUUCUAGAUAGGUGUGCAGAACAGCUCAACAACUUGAAGACUUCUCCAGAAGCCGUUAGUGGAUACAGUUUCGCAAUGGCUGCUUUGUUAGGGGGAGUUCAUCAGUGUCCUUUGGGCAUUCCACACGCCAAAGGAAAGAUGGUAGUUAGUAUUGCUGAAGAUCUGUUACGAACUGCUGCCCAGAACAGCAGAUUAUCUCUACAGCGCACCCAAGCUGGCUGGCUUUUACUUGGAGCACUCAUGACUUUAGGACCAUCUGUUGUUCGUUACCAUCUACCCAAGAUGUUGUUAUUGUGGCGAAAUGUUUUCCCUCGGUCAUUGAAGGAGUUAGAGGCUGAGAAGGCCCGAGGAGAUUCUUUUACCUGGCAGGUAACUCUGGAAGGUCGUGCUGGAGCUUUAUGUGCCAUGAGGAGUUUUGUUGCACAUUGUCCUGAGCUCUUAACUGAAGAUGUGAUUAGAAAGUUAAUGACCCCCAUUGAAUGUGCCAUGACCAUGAUGUCACACAUUCCAUCUGUAAUUAAAGCCCAUGGAGCUCAUCUGAAAGCUAGUGCCGCAAUGGUCCGGUUAAGACUUUAUGAUAUCUUGGCUUUAUUACCUCCAAAAACUUAUGAAGGAUCUUUCAAUGCACUUCUUAGAGAACUGGUAGCAGAAUUUACUUUGACUGACAACUCAGCCAACACAACUACCUCCCUCCUCCGAUCCCUCUGCCAUUAUGAUGACAGUGUUCUUCUUGGUUCCUGGCUUCAAGAAACUGAUCAUAAAUCAAUUGAAGACCAGCUCCAGCCUAACAGUGCAUCUGGAAGUGGGGCUCUGGAGCAUGACCCUUCCUCCAUUUACUUACGAAUACCUGCUGGAGAGGCUGUACCUGGUCCUCUCCCUCUUGGAGUCUCAGUGAUUGAUGCAUCAGUGGCACUUUUUGGUGUUGUUUUUCCGCAUGUUUCUUAUAAACACCGGUUACAGAUGUUGGAUCACUUUGCUGAAUGUGUUAAACAAGCCAAAGGUGUCCGCCAGCAGGCUGUGCAGCUUAAUAUAUUUACUGCUGUUCUUAGUGCACUGAAGGGCCUAGCUGAAAACAAAAGUACUUUAGGACCUGAGGAAGUUCGUAAGUCUGCUCUGACACUGGUUAUGGGUGCUCUUGACAACCCAAAUCCCAUCUUACGGUGUGCAGCAGGGGAAGCUCUUGGAAGAAUGGCUCAGGUGGUAGGAGAAGCAACUUUUAUUGCUCGAAUGGCCCAAUAUAGCUUUGACAAGUUGAAGUCAGCUCGAGAUGUUGUAUCUAGGACUGGUCAUUCAUUAGCCCUUGGUUGUUUGCAUCGUUAUGUUGGUGGUAUAGGAUCAGGGCAACACCUGAAGACUAGUGUCAGCAUUUUAUUGGCUCUAGCACAAGAUGGGACAUCCCCGGAAGUACAGACUUGGUCUCUUCAUUCACUUGCUUUGAUAGUGGAUUCUAGUGGCCCAAUGUAUCGAGGAUAUGUGGAACCCACGUUAUCUCUGGUUCUCACCUUGCUGUUGACAGUUCCACCUUCACACACAGAAGUUCAUCAGUGUUUGGGUAGAUGCUUGGGUGCUAUAAUAACUACUGUUGGACCAGAACUGCAAGGGAAUGGAGCAACAAUUUCUACCAUCCGCUCUUCUUGUUUAGUGGGUUGUGCGAUCACCCAGGACCAUUCCGACUCCCUUGUUCAGGCAGCUGCCAUCUCCUGCCUUCAGCAGCUUCACAUGUUUGCCCCGAGACAUGUUAACCUGUCUAGUCUUGUUCCUAGCCUUUGUGUUCACCUAUGCAGCUCCCACUUGCUGCUCCGACGAGCAGCUGUGGCGUGUCUCCGGCAACUUGCACAACGGGAAGCAGCAGAAGUGUGUGAAUAUGCCAUGAGCCUAGCGAAGAACGCAGGGGACAAAGAGAGCGGUCCUGCCAAUGUCAAUCCUUUUGUGCCUGGAGUUAGUGCUCGAGGUGAUAUCCAUUGUUGGCACCAAGGCGUGAAUAUAACAGAGACUGGUCUUGAAGGACUUCUUUUUGGAAUGCUGGACCGGGAGACAGAUCGAAAACUGUGUUCUGACAUCCAUGACACAUUGGGACACAUGCUUUCUUCGUUGGCAGUUGAAAAGCUUUCCCACUGGUUAAUGCUUUGUAAAGAUGUCUUGGCAGCUUCUAGUGAUAUGAGCACAGCAACUCCCUUAAGCAGUGGGAAAGAUGAAGAAUCUGAAAAGAAAGAUGAGAUGGAUGACGAUACCAUGUUUACUACACUGGGAGAGGAAGAUAAGUCAAAGCCUUUUGUGGCUCCUCGCUGGGCUACUCGGGUGUUUGCUGCUGACUGCCUGUGUCGCAUUAUAAACCUGUGUGAGAAUGUAGACCAGGCUCACUUUGAUCUUGCCAUGGCACGGUCUGCUAAACUACGAAAUCCUAAAAAUGACCUCUUGGUACUCCAUCUCUCUGACCUGAUUCGAAUGGCAUUCAUGGCUGCAACUGAUCAUAGCAACCAACUGCGGAUGGCUGGGCUCCAGGCGCUUGAAGACAUUAUCAAGAAAUUUGCAUCUGUGCCUGAGCCAGAAUUUCCAGGCCAUGUGAUCCUGGAGCAGUAUCAAGCUAAUGUGGGAGCUGCUCUAAGACCUGCCUUUUCUCAGGAUACCCCAUCAGAUAUAAUAGCAAAAGCUUGCCAGGUAUGCAGCACAUGGAUUGGAAGUGGAGUUGUUAGUGACCUCAACGAUCUCCGCCGGGUACAUAAUCUGCUCGUCUCUUCUCUGGACAAAGUGCAGGCUGGAAAGGGAUCUUCUAGCCAACUGUACCGAGAGAGUGCCACCACCAUGGAAAAACUGGCUGUUCUCAAGGCAUGGGCUGAGGUAUAUGUUGUUGCUAUGAAUAUUAAAAAAGAAGCAGAGUCAAAACCAAAAAGAGCAACUAAAAAUACUGACGAUGAUGAUGAUGACUAUGGAACCAUAGAUGAACUACCUCCGGAUAGUUUAAUAACACUGGUACAGCCUGAACUGCCCACACUCAGCCGCCUGUGGCUGGCAGCAUUGAAAGACUAUGCACUUUUGACUUUGCCAGCUGAAUUUUCUAGUCAGCUUCCCCCAGAUGGCGGAGCAUUUUAUACUCCCGAAACUAUUGAUACAGCUAGACUUCACUAUCGGAAUUCCUGGGCCCCAAUUCUCCAUGCAGUGGCACUUUGGUUAAAUAGCACAGGAUUUGCAUGUUCAGAGACUACAGAAGUGGCUGCAGCAUCUGGUUUACAAAAACGCUCCACAGCUGUCAGUUUAAACCAAGCAUCAGGAGCAAUGGCCAGUGCUAAGUCAUUGCCAGAAAUUAACACAGACAGAAUGCACCUGAUUUUAGGUGUGAGUAUACAGUUUCUUUGUUCUCCUAGACCUGAGGAGCCCAUUGAGCAUGUUACAGCAUGCCUACAGGCCUUACAUACCUUAUUGGAUUCUCCUUAUGCACGAAUCCACAUUGCAGAAGAUCAGCUGAUUGGUGUUGAGUUGCUAAACGUCUUGCAUCGUCUGCUACUGACCUGGAACCCAUCAUCCAUCCAGCUGUUGGUUACUGGAGUUGUACAACAGAUUGUAAGAGCUGCUCAGGAUUAUUUACAGGAAAAAAGAAACACUCAGAAUGAAGAAGAUACGGAGAAAGAGCCUUGUCCUAUAUUAGGAGAAGGCGGUGACAGCGGUGGACUCAUUCCUGGAAAGUCUCUUGUGUUUGCAACUAUGGAACUGUUGAUGUUCAUUUUAGUUCGUCAUAUGCCACACCUGAGUACCAAGAUGUCAGACUCUCCAAGUCACAUAGCUGUGAAAACACGCCUGUCAGAAGAAAGUGCCCGUUUGGUGGCAGCCACAGUUACCAUUCUCUCAGAUUUACCAUCCCUUUGUUCACCUGCUGGAUGUAUGACAAUCCUGCCCACAAUUCUGUUCUUAAUUGCAAGAAUACUGAAAGACACAGCAGUAAAAUCUUCAGAUAAUCAGGUUCCUCCACCAGUCAGCGCAGCUCUUCAAGGGAUUAAAAGUAUUGUAACACUUUCAAUGGCCAAAACUGAGGAAACUCAGAAACAGUGGACAGCUCUGAUCCGUAGCACUCUUGCAUGUAUCCUGGAAUAUUCUCAGCCAGAAGAUUCUUUGCCUAUGCCUGAUGAAGUGAGCAUGCUAACCGCCGUUGCACUCUUCUUGUGGUCUGCUAGUAGUGAAAUCAUAGGAGUCCAAUCCUUACACAAUGGCUGCAUGAACAGAUUUAAAAAUGCUUUAAAUUCAUGUGACCCAUGGGUUCAAGCCAAAUGUUACCAGCUUCUCCUCUCCGUCUUCCAGCAUUCUAAUCGUGCCCUUUCAACUCCCUACAUCCAUUCAUUAGCUCCAAUAGUGGUUGAAAAGCUAAAAGCUGUUGAAAGAAAUAGACCAGCCAAUAACACAGAACUUUUGGCUGUUCAAGAAGGAAUUAAAGUUCUUGAAACAUUGGUUGCUCUUGGUGAAGAACAGAACAGAGUCCAGUUACUUGCUCUGUUAGUUCCCACUUUGAUCUCUUACCUGCUGGAUGAAAAUUCUUUUGCUUCAGCAAAUUCAGUCUCCAGAGAUCUCCAUGAGUUUGCACUCCAAAACUUAAUGCACAUUGGACCUCUGUAUCCACAUGCUUUCAAGACAGUAAUGGGGGCCGCUCCUGAGCUGAAAGUACGUCUAGAAACUGCUGUGCGAGCAAGCCAAGCAAGCAAAGCCAAGGCAGCUGCCAGGCAGCCAGCCCCUGCUAUACAUUCUGCACCAACAAUUAAGCUAAAAACAAGCUUUUUUUAGUGUGUGUCCAUUCAUUUUUGUUUUGUUUCACCUAGUUAAUGACAACCCCUUAUUAUUCCAUGCUUUGGCUUCUGUUUUAUUUGUAUGUUGGUAUUAUAAUGCUUUGAAGUGUUGAGUAAAAUAAUGUUCAUACCACUUACUGAUUUAUUAAUAGUAAUUUUCUAAUCAUGUGGUAAAUAUAUUUCCAUUUUUAUCCUAAUGAUAUUUCUCUUGGGUUAAAUUUUUGUUGUUGAUGUUUUGACUUUUGUUCUUUUUCUUUUUGUUUCUUUUUGUUGCUGGGGAUUGAACCCAGAGCCUUGCUCAUUCUACACAUGCUCUGUACACUGAAGUAUACUUCUGGGCCUAAUUAACUUAACAUUUUUAAACACUGAGCUAUAGUCCUUUAAAUUUAAAUGCUAAGAGCAUCAUUGUAUCAUGUAGUUGGGCAGCCUUUGGA